ACAUGGUCGACCUAGUCAGGCAAUGAAUACUGUGAUCUCAGGCCCAAAAUUAUUCUCGGUGCUUUCUUGGAGUGAAGAUCGUGUAAUGUGCUUAAAAGCAUGAAGUUCGCAAGCUCUUUCCCGAAAUAAUCUGUUUAGGCUCCGGUGAAUUGCGUGGAUCCUGGUAAAGUAGAUGGUGGUAGGAAUUCAACCCGGAUUGGAAGUGCUCCGGCCGCUACUUCCGGCCUCGGUCAUGGUUGUGGGUCAACAAACGUGUACAGCUUGAUCCCUUGGGACCCACUGGUGUUAUCGAAAAUGGAUCCAAGGCACUGUUCUAUACCCCCAAAUGUAGUGGCGGCAGUAAACAUCUCCGGCGUAAUUGAACGAGGUCCUCCAGGAGCUCGAUUGCCCUUUGCGGAUUGUUCAAGAUAUACCAACUUUAUUCUGGUGAAAAAUGGUCACUUGCUUAUCGUACAAAGUGAGGACAUCCCCUCUUCGGAAGCCUGGCGUACGAUGGCAUACGAAGACGCGGUAGCGGAUUUUCAAGCUCGCGAAGCUCGCAUUUCACAAAGAUUGUCGGUUGUUGCAUCUCUCAUUGACACAAUCGACUUUAACAAGUCGCAAUUUGUGGUUUUAGUAUCCGAUGCCCAACAGACUCGUCUUGUAACGCAAUGUUCCGACACUAUUCCGCCACUUACAGCCCCGUCAGGAUGGCUUCCCCGAGUGCAAGAAUCAGACUUAUAUGUUUGUCAGUGGUCAGGCGAUAGGGUCUAUUGUAUAUGGAAUGAUCAACAGGUUGAUGUUUUUAUGUCUUUUUCUGUUGCCAAUCGGUGGAGGGUACAGCAGAUGAUUACAAUAACACAUCUCCUUGAAAGAUUGAAGAUCAAUAUUACUUACGAACCACUUGCUAUCGUUGUACGGGGUGCCGAAGUUUUAGGCCUCGUCAUGGCUAGGGUCGAAGGUAGAUUGCUUGAAAUGCGAGACCGCUCGCGCACAAUACUUUGGCCAAACUUCAUGAAGCAAACAUUAUGUUUGAAAGCGGACUCUGUAUGGAUGAUUUUUUAGUUUACAAAGGCAAAAUAUGUCUCAUCCGAUGUUGGAUGUAAUUUUCGAUGAACUCCCUCAACUGAACAAAUCAUCAGUCCUUAACAUAAAUCAACACUGGUACAAGCCCACUCUUCUCAAUUAUGUUCCCGCUCCAGAACCUUUGAUUUAUCGCAUUCCCCAGUGGACCGAUCUCUCUGCCGAGAGAUACCAAAACUCCGAGAGGAAAAAGAAGAAAACACAUUCCACGAAACCUCUACUCCAGUUAA
Molecule: messenger RNA, 1292 nt
Organism: Lentinula edodes (shiitake mushroom)
Lineage: Eukaryota; Fungi; Basidiomycota; Agaricomycetes; Agaricales; Omphalotaceae
Exons: 6
Coding region: 295-1044 (249 amino acids)
Source: RefSeq, a predicted model, not a curated record